Molecule: messenger RNA, 4301 nt
Organism: Chiroxiphia lanceolata (lance-tailed manakin)
Lineage: Eukaryota; Metazoa; Chordata; Aves; Passeriformes; Pipridae
Gene: AOPEP
Product: aminopeptidase O (putative)
Exons: 18
Coding region: 1143-3605 (820 amino acids)
Cellular component (GO): nucleolus
Molecular function (GO): zinc ion binding; metalloaminopeptidase activity
Source: RefSeq, a predicted model, not a curated record
CCCACCAGGCCGCGGCUGGGGAGGCGCUCCGGGAGGGGACGAGCUGCCGUCACUGCCUUCGCUCAUGAACUGAAGGGCUGACCCGGAGCUCGGGGAGCAGCGCAGGGCUCAGAAUGCAGCGCAGGGGGAUGCGCAGCAGUAUCUGCCGCCUUUUGUCGCACCGCUUGAAUCAGUGCCCCUCUUCUGGGCCUCUGCUUUCCUGAAAGAGCUUUAAACAUGACCCACUCAAAGCUGGUUAUUGAGCUGUCCCACCCGUUGGCCUUUUUAACACUAGAAACAUGUAGGUGAAACUCGUAUUUUAAUAAAUGGUGGUGUGUAAUUCAUCUUAGGAUUCGGCCUAGUUGUGUGUUAGUUCCUUCGCUCAGUUUAAUGCUUAGUUUUGCAGAGGUCAGGUUGAGUGUCUGAGGUGGCUUGCCAUUGUCAACAUUGGGAAGAGAAGAGUCUUUUUCUUAUUUCAGCCUUAAGAAAGUGAUUCUUUGGCAUGGUAGGUGGUAUUUAUAUACCAACUGCCACACUGAGUUAAAAACAGCUCUAUUUCAGCACGGAUUUUAUUUGGAUGCUUCCUGUAUACCAAUAUCAUGUGACAGGCAUGCUCCAUCUCCUGAAGGUCAGUUGCACGUGCCCCUUCCUUGUGUAUUUUGAGUGGAAAUAAUUCUGCUCCUCUUUAAUGCUGUUCAGCAUCUCCGCAGAAUCGGUGAAGUUGGAGGGGACUGCUGCAGACCAUCAGUCCAAUGCUGCAGCUCAAGCAGGGUUAGAUUUUGGAACUGCAUGAAAAGAAACAGCUCUGAAAUAAGAGGUGUUUUGUGUAUGUGUUGUAUUUGGCACACGUUUGCACGACAAGAGGUAGGACUAUCUUGACUGCUGCAUUUUUGCACGUGCCUUUCACAUUCGUGUAAGAGGUAUUUACAUGUUUUCCAGUGAGAAGACCUUUUGUUUUGCUGUAAAGCACUUUUGUCUGAAGUGUUGUGAGUUUCCAGCUAUUAAGAAUGUGAGAAGUGGAGAAACUACAAUUAAUUUCAAUACUCUAAUAUUAUUCAAAAUUAUUUUUGGCACUGGGAAGCUGAAUAUUCUUCUCUUUCUGGAGUCAUCCUAUGUAAGAAUUGUCUAAGGCUUUGUAAAACUGUUGCCCAAUAGACUGGAACAUGGAUCCACAGCUAGACCCCAUGAAGGAUGACUUGCCCUUAAUGGCAAACACCAGCUACAUGCUUGUAAAGCACUAUGUGUUGGACUUGGAUGUGGAUUUUAAAAGUAAAGUUAUUGAAGGCAGCAUAGUUUUAUUCUUUGAGACUGGGAGCCAGCACAGGAAAACCAGCAGUACUGGCAGAGAAUGCUGCCAGUCAGAGUUUGAUCAGUCCCAUAAAAUGAGGGCAUCUGAACCCUGCCACAUUCCUGUGACAAAUGUGAGUGCCUGUUCAUCUGAAAUGAAAUAUAAUGGUUUUGCUGUCAGUGGUGAAGGUGAAGAAGAUACUUCUGAUGAAAAUGGUAACCAUAGCAACAGUGAACAGACUUCUGGGAUUUCCAGUUCAGAGGACUGCUGUGACAGAGAGAAUCAUGGGAACGAGGAUUUUGUGCUGGUAUUGGACUGCUGUGAUUUGUCUGUGCUAAAGGUUGAAGAGGUAGAUGUUGCUGCUGUGUCAGGCAUUGAACAAUUUACAAGGCCUGCCAAGCUAACUGAUGUUUCAAAGGAGCUGGGAAAUCUCAGGAAUCACAUUGUCCAUGAACUUGUGGCUCUACCUGCAAAGCGCUGGGAGGAACAGCUGUGCUGUUUUACUCACUGCAGCCAGGCACCUGGCUGUGGAGAGCUUCCCUUUGCUACUGGCCCUUGGAGCUUGGAGAUCAGGAAACCAGGAAUUGGGACUCCAGCAGACUUCCCUCACGCUAUAAGAAUAUGGUACAAAACCAACCCGGGCGGAAGAUCCGUGGCAUGGACCACAGACCAGAGUGGCAGGCCGUGUGUUUAUACGAUGGGAUCACCAAUAAACAACAGAGCCCUUUUCCCGUGCCAAGAGCCACCCAUUGCCUUGUCAACAUGGCAAGCCUCUGUCCGAGCAGCUGCAGGCUUUGUGGUGUUAAUGAGUGGGGAAAACUCAGCAGAACCGGUCCAGCUUUCAGAAGAUGUCUUGAGCUGGUACUACUAUGUGUCUAUGCCAAUGCCAGCAUCUACCUUCACCAUUGCUGUGGGGUGCUGGCAGGAAGUUAAGCAGCAGUCCUUCACAGCUGCUCUUCCAACAAACACUGAGUUUUCAUUGCCAUCUGUACAAGCUGAUUUCAGCUGGCAUGAAGCAAUGUGUGGCCAUGUGGGAUAUCCCUGCCGUUUCCAGAACCCUGCAGUGAGCUGGCAGGCAGUCAUUCCUCACAGAGUCUUCUCUCCCUGCUGCCUUGUGGAGCUCUGCGAGGAACGUUUGCUCCCGCUCAUCCCUCAGUGCCUCUCUGCUGCUUUCUCCACGCUGGGUACCCACCCCUUCUCCAGGCUUGAUGUUUUGAUAGUUCCUUCCAACUUCUCCAGCCUGGGAAUGGCCAGCCCGCACAUCAUCUUCCUGUCCCAGAGUGUACUGCCAGGAGGGAACCAUCUCUGUGGAACUCGUCUGUGUCAUGAGGUCGCUCAUGCUUGGUUUGGGCUGGCCAUUGGUGCUCGAGACUGGACUGAAGAGUGGAUCAGUGAAGGCUUUGCCACUUUUUUAGAAGAUGUAUUUUGGGCUAGGGCACAACAGCAGCUCUCCCAUGAAGAGGUAAAAGGGCAGCAGCAGCUGAAAGCUUUGCUUCGCUGGCGCCGCCUCAGGGACGAGGUGCAGAACUCUGAGGAAGAGCUGCAAGUUUUGAGGCCCAACAAGGAGAGCACAGGAGAAUUGAGUGAGUCUGGAGCAUCUGUUGUCAAAUAUGGUCUUAAAGCAGAAAAAAUCUUCAUGCAGGUUCACUAUUUGAAGGGUUAUUUCCUUUUGAGGUCUCUGGCAAGGACAGCAGGAGAGGCCUCAUUCCUUCUGUCUUUGCGAAAAUUUGUCCGUAAGUUCCAUGGGCAGCUCGUCCUUUCUCAGGAUUUCCUUUACAUGCUGUUGGAAGACAUCCCUAAACAAAAAAAAUCCGGGUUAACUGUUGAAAGUAUCUUCCAGAACUGGCUUGACACUUCUGGAAUACCAAAGCCCCUGCUGGAGGAGGUCGAGACGUGGAAGGAGUGUCAGCUCGUCCGGCAAGUGCGCGGGGAGGUCACGAAAUGGAUUCAGACAAACCAGAGGGUCAGAAAAAGCAGCAAAAAGAAAAGAAAGCAGGAUGAAGUAAUUUUCCAGAAGCUUCUCCCUGACCAACUGGUCUUACUUCUGGAGUCUCUAUUGGAGGAGAAGACAUUGUGUCCUAGAACACUGCAGUGCUUGGAGAGAACGUACCAGCUCCGGGAGCAGGAUGCUGAGGUUCGUCAUCGGUGGUGUGAGCUUGUCAUCAAACACAAGUAUGUGCCUGGGUAUGGGGAUGUGGAGAGAUUUCUCAGAGAAGAUCAGGAAAGAUCACAGAGAAACUCUUUUAAUAGAUCUGCUUCUAAACCCCGAUGGUACUGGGAUUUCACUGACCCGGAACAUCAAAGGAAGGAUUGUGUGACUGCUAAAACAAUCAUUUGACAGAAAUAUUUACCUUUCUGUAUUUCCAGAGGCUCACUGUAACUGAGACCACAUGCUCAGAAAACAAACUACACACACACUUGUUACUCUGGCUUUAGGUGAUCCUUUGAUUCAAGAUAUUUGGGGUUUGUCCUUAGUCUUUGAUAAUACAACCACUCCAGUUUGCAGAUACCAAGGGCUCUUGAUUUGAACAAUUUAUGCACUGCAGUAAUUUGGAGAUUCUGAAAUUUGAUUAAACUGUAUUGUAUACUUAAAAUUUUGUUUCUAACUUCUUUGUCAUAUUAAAAAAUGCCUCACAUAAAAUUAGCAGGAGCUGGGAUGGGACUUGGGAGAUUAAUUAGAAGGAUAAAUAAUCUGUGGAAAGUGACCUACCAUCAUCCUGGUGAAGGGAUGGGACUGAAGGAAAAACAAAGAUCAGCAUUUUCUCUCUGUGAUGUUUAGGUUAAAUUUUACCAGAAAUGUCAGCCCUGUUUUCUGAAAGUGUCUUUUAUACCCCUGUGCUGCUUCUUUUGCACAGUGAUAUGUCAGUUGUAGCUCUUCUUUCCUGAUCAGUGGAGCACUAUACUUCUUAGAAGAAAUUUUAAUUGGUCCUUUCAGAGAGUAAGAAUUUAAAACACAAAAAUCUGUGAACAUAUUUCCUUUGUACUCUAUUGUUUUACAUAAAAUGAUCUUGUAAAAAUAAAUAUUUUUUUUCAA